Molecule: messenger RNA, 4997 nt
Organism: Dicentrarchus labrax (European seabass)
Lineage: Eukaryota; Metazoa; Chordata; Actinopteri; Moronidae
Gene: bcar3
Product: BCAR3 adaptor protein, NSP family member
Exons: 19
Coding region: 164-3313 (1049 amino acids)
Biological process (GO): small GTPase-mediated signal transduction; positive regulation of peptidyl-serine phosphorylation
Molecular function (GO): guanyl-nucleotide exchange factor activity; phosphotyrosine residue binding
Source: RefSeq, a predicted model, not a curated record
CAUCACUGUCCCCCAGCAAGUGUGUGCAGACCGCCCGCAGCAGACCGCCACACCGCCUCCGUGCCUCUGUCGCUCUGCAAGGUUCCAUCUGAAAGAAGAAAGUGAGUGAGUGGCAGACUGUGUGUGCAUCAGCGUACGUGCCUGUGUGUGUAUAUGUGUCACCAUGAAGCACCAGUCUAUCUCCCGAUGGCUGAGCCAGCUGGGACUGCCACAGUACUGCAUCGCACUGGAGCAGGAAUACGAUGGUGUAGAGGACCUGCUCCACCUCUCAGAAUAUGACCUCCUGGAGCUCGGAGUCCACAAUCACCUUCACCGCCUGCACCUCCUCACUUCUCUACGCCUCCUCCAGGAGCGAGAGAGGAGAAGAGAGUUGAGGAUGAUGGCAGAGGGGCGUUUUGCCAGUCUGCCCAGGUCCCUCCAUGCACACCACACCCUAGGAGGAGGCACUGCACACCCUGGAGUCCCCUCCACCUCCCUCGGUGUGCCCAGCAGCAGCACCUGCUCCUCCAGGAGGCUCCAGGCUUCCCUCGCCUCCUCCAUGGACCUCCUCAGCUCCAGACCUGGUCUCCCUCCAGGGCACGGCAGCAGCCUAUCAGAGAGGCCCUCUGCUGCCUACCAGCCAAUCUCCAUACAUGGAACACUGCCUCGACGCAGGAGAGGAGGGGUCAACAUCCCCCAUGGAAACUACACCUGGGACCCCAGAGCCAAUCACACGCAGCAGAUUCUUAGCGGGAACAUGGCACUGGCUCCUGGAUCCAUCCAUCAACCCAUGACAUCUCCGCUGGUCCAAAACGUCAUUGAUGACUUUCAUGGCUACAGGGAGCCUGCUGCCGGCCUGGACGCCACAGUGGACUAUGUUAAGUUCUCCAGAGAUCAGUUCAUCCUGGACUGCCCUUCAGAGAAACUUCGCAAAGAACUUGAGGAAGAACUAAAGUCGGACUGUGAGGAGCUGAGGAGCCACGCGUGGUACCACGGAGCAAUACCCAGACAGGUUGCAGAGAACUUGGUGCAGCGUGACGGGGAUUUCCUGAUCCGUGAUUCGCUGUCCAGUCCAGGAAGUUAUGUUCUGACCUCCCAAUGGCGAAAUACUGCCCAGCACUUUAAAAUCAACAAGAAGGUUGUGAUGUUGAAUGAAGCCUACUCCAGAGUUGAGUACCGGCUGGAAAGGGAAGGAUUUGACAGUGUCCCUGCACUUAUAAGAUACUACGUCGGCAACAGAAAACCUGUCUCCCAGGUGGUAGGAGCCAUUAUCUUCCAGCCAAUUAACAGAGGGCUGCCACUACGCUGCUUGGAAGAAAAGUACGGGUUGUCCAACAAUCACCGCGAUCGGCUCAUGGCGCAGGAGAGACGGAGUCAGAAGCGCCUCAGCCUCAACAUCACCAACGGGCACACGCACGACAACACACAAGCCGUGCACGACAGCACACACUGCCGGGACAACGGCGUGGGCCGAGGCAGCCAGCUCAGGUCGAAGGAUCGCUGUGGCAGCCAACCAGCGAGUCUCAAUCAGGUCCAAGAGAGGCGACGCCCACUCAAGGCGCACCAAUCAGAAAGCUACCUGCCUCUUGGAUCCAAAUCUCAGCCCCAGCAGCCUCCUGACUCUCUCCUCCCAAGCCCUCACCCCAAGUCUCCAGUCUUUCGGACGGGCAGUGAGCCGGCGCUGAGCCCCUCGGUCCCACGGAGAUCUGCAGAGCUUCUGGCAGGCCAGCCCAUCCGGGGCUCUGACAGCCAGCUGUGCCCUAAACCGCCCCCCAAACCCAGCAAGGUGCCGCUAGCUCGACUGCCUCGCUCCCCCUGCCUUCAGCCACUGGCUCUCCCCUCCAACUCCUCCAACCUCACAGACUCUUCCUCCACCUCCCCCAGGCUAACUGCACCCCACCUAGACUCCACAUGUGUGGAAACUCCUGGUUCUACAUGGAGGAGUGGAGCCACCACAGGCCCUCCCCUGCCUCCAGUCAAACCCCUGAAGUUUAAGCACCAGCUCCUGCCUGCAGACUCUCCUGCUGAACUGGUUCAGUAUCCUGAUUCAGAAGCAAUAGCAGGAUGGACUGAGCGCCUGCAGCCGAGCCCUGCAGACCUGAGGUCUUGCAGCCCGCUGCAGUGGGAGGAAUCAAAGUCACAGCACGCUUUCACAGACAAUGCCCUCGAACCUUCACUCUGCAGCUACGUGGAGCGACUGAGGAGAGAGGGUGAGGGAGGGAGGGAGCUAGAGGACGAGGGGGAAGAGAAGGAGGCAGGAGGGAGGAGAGGACUGGACAGAAGCUCCUACCAUCACGCCAUCGCUGCCUUAGAAAACACCAGCGAGGAAGAGGAGGAGGAGGAAGACAAGAGGAGGGAAAGAGAGAGGAAUGGUUUCCAGCGGCCGAUCGUGGAGACGGAGUCGACAUUCCGGCCGGCGGAGUUCGGAUCUCGACUUCUGCCGCCAGAAAACAAACCGCUGGAGAUGGUUGUUCUGAAGAGAGCGAAGGAGCUGCUGCUCAGCCACAAUCACCACAGUAUAGCCAGACACCUGCUGAUGGCCGACUGCCAGGUUGCGAGGAUACUCGGAGUGACUCCGGAGCUUAAAGGUCAGAUGGGCGUGUCCUCCGGUCUGGAGCUGGUGACGCUGCCGCACGGUCAACAGCUGCGGCUGGACCUGAUGGAAAGGCACCACACCAUGGCGAUAGGUGUUGCCGUGGAUAUUCUGGGAUGUACGGGCAGCGUGGAGGAGCGUGCGUCCACCUUAAAUCGCAUCAUCCUGGUGGCGUUGGAGCUCAAGGACACGGUGGGCGACCUGUUCGCUUUCACGGCCCUGAUGAAAGCUCUGGACCUGCCGCAGAUCAGUCGUUUGGAGGAAACAUGGACAGCUCUGCGAAGGAACUACACACAGACCGCCAUCACCUACGAGAAAACACUCAAACCUUUCUACAAGAAUCUGUAUGAGGGCACAGCUUCCUCUCCUCCAGUUGUCUGUGUCCCCCUCCUGCUGCCCCUCCUCACUUUGAUGGAGCGUCCGUCAAACACGCCAGAGGGGGCAGAGCUCUGGGAGACCAGCGACCAGGGCUGCGACAUCAUGCUGCGCCACCUUGAGGCUGCACGCAACGUCGCACACAACGCGCAGAGCUACACGGCCAACGCACAGAAGAUCUUACAAGAGUUCCAGUGCGAUGACAACCUGCUGGAGGUGUUUAAAACAGACUUUCAGCUGCGGCUGCUGUGGGGAAGCCGUGGAGCUUCAGUCAACCAAUCAGACCGCUAUAACAAAUUCAACCUCAUCCUCACUGCGUUGUCACGGAAACUGGAGCCGCCGCCCAAAACACAAACCUUAAUCUGACUUCACCUAUGCAGCAACUCUCCCACAUACUGACAGGCUUCAGUAGAACAUGAGGUGGAUCAGAAACCAGCUCCGAAGAGAAACAGACUGUAACGAGGAAGAGACGAGCUGCCGUCACUGUGGAGGUAGUCUGAGGUAGAGGAGUUCAAGAUCAAACCUCACACACAAACUCUGCUCACCUGCAGCUGACUUUUUAUUAUAUUUUACAUCAAUUUAAGAACGAGUCUGUCUUUAUUUGUGUGUGUGUCAGGGGCUCAUAACAUCAGUAUCCAGUAAAACAAUGUAAAUCUGCAACUUGUUUAAAUCACCUACAGCCUAAAAUAUAUCACACACACACCUAUAUGAGACUUGUAUAAAUACAUGUAAAAAUACACACACAUACAAGCAGAAUCUGUAACAUACAUGUAAGAGGACCUACAAAAAGACAACCUUUUAGGGACUGAGAUAAACAGCUCUAAGCAUCGCCACAAUCUGAAAGAUAACGUCUUAUAAAAUGAAGAAGCAGCGCUCCAAAAACCUUAAAAAACAUCUCAAUACUAAGUUUACCAUUUUAUUUCCUUAAACAGACACGUUUCUGCAGACCAGAAACUGCAGUCCUAUAGGGGAUAAAGAUCAUCCCUGUAGGUGUUCUGACUUUUAUUACACAAUGAACAAUAAUGUUGACUCUAUUUAACACAAUUCUGUUGUGUUUAACUAACCCUAAAGCAUAUCCUAUAAUGUAAAAAUCCCCAAACAUUGGACAAACUGUACAUUGUUGUACUUACUAAGAUACUGAGAUGCAGCAACCACAGAUCACCAAACCACUUAAUGUUUUGAUGACAAAAACUUUCUAAAAUGAGGGACUGAUAUUUGUGAGAACGGAGCCGACAGGAGAGGCUUAAAAGGCUCGUUUUAUUUCUAUACUGACAUUCCAGUGAAUCGAGACCAUAUUUCUUUAACAAGAUUUAAAGGAGAAAAAUAGCAGAUAGCUCUUAAUCCUGUGACGAGUACACUCAGAGGAAAAUGUACCUUCUAGGUCACUGUCUGCGUAUAUUGUCUAGCUAGAAAUAAUAAAUGUAUUUAACAGUUAGAAUGAGUGAUUAAGAGUCCAACCUGUGCUUUUGAUACAAAACCACCUGACCAGUUUGUUGCUUAUUUAUCAAGCAAAAAAUAGUCUACAGCUCAAAUAUAUAGUAUUUUCUCCUUCUCAAUACCGAUUCCUAUACCUGAACUCUGCGUAUUGGCCAAUACAGAGUACCGGUUCGAUACCAAUCAUGCCUUUGCCAUUUGGAAUUUCUCUAAACACAAGUUAACUUGAUAUUAAUAGCCAUGUUCCCAAAAGGUGUUUUUUCCCCCCAAUUCAUUGGAUGGAAAAAGGUCAACAGUAAAUCUUUUUACUUACAAACGAAGCAGAAAAUCUGACUUCUUCUUUCUGUACAUGUGUAUAUGUAGCUACUUUUCUUCCAGGGAUUCUCUUGACGGAUGAAAAUAUUUUUGUUUCUGCAUAAACGUGAAUGAAUUGAUUAAAAAACAGAAAUAUGUUAAAGUGUGAGAGUAAAGUUGUACAUAUUUGAAAUAUAAGCAUGUUAAUAAUUGACUGUACAUAUUUUCUGUAGAAGACUGUAAGAAAAAUAUGUGGAUGAUUUUAAUGUUUAUAUUAUGAACUACUGUAAGAUUUAAUAAAUAUGGUGUACAAUCUGUGUAA